AUGAAGUUCAGCAACAUUCUUUCCUUCUUCGGCCUGGCCAGCGCCGCCAGCGCUGCUUCGCUGCAGCAGGUCACCGACUUCGGCUCCAACCCCAGCGGCGUCAAGAUGUACAUCUACGUCCCCGACAAAGUCGCCACGAACCCUGCUGUUGUCGUCGCUAUUCACUACUGCACCGGCACCGCUCAGGCUUACUACAACAACAGCCCUUACAAGACUCUCGCCGACUCCAAGGGCUUCAUUGUCAUCUACCCCGAGUCGCCCUACUCGGGAACUUGUUGGGAUGUCUCGUCCAAGGCGACCCUCACUCACAAUGGCGGAGCUAACAGCAACUCCAUUGCGAACAUGGUUUCGUACACUCUUAACAAGUACAACGGCAACAAGUCCAAGGUCUUCGUUACUGGCUCUUCGUCCGGUGCCAUGAUGACCAACGUCCUUGCCGCCACCUACCCCGAUGUCUUUGCUGCCGGCAUCGUCUACAACGGUGUCCCGGCCGGCUGCUUCUACACCGGCACCGUCAACGGCUGGAACAGCACCUGUUCCCAGGGUAACUCCAUUGCCACGCCCGCCGCCUGGGCAAAAUGGGUCACCGACGCCUACCCCGGCUACACCGGGUCCCGCCCCCGCAUGCAGAUCUACCACGGCAGCGUCGACACCACGCUUAACGCCAAGAACUACCAGGAGACUAUCAAGCAGUGGUCCGGCGUCUUUGGCUACAACCCCGACAAGCCCGUCACUUCGUCUGCGAACACGCCCAUCGCCAACUACCGCACAGAUGUCUUUGGCGACCACCUCACCGGUGUCUGGGCUGUCGGUGUUGGACACACUGUCCCUAUCCGGGGUGACGAUGACAUGAAGUUCUUCGGUCUUUAA
Colletotrichum siamense is the source of this 870-nucleotide messenger RNA. RefSeq names its product putative acetylxylan esterase A (gene axeA-3). NCBI's taxonomy places the organism in Eukaryota, Fungi, Ascomycota, Sordariomycetes, Glomerellales, Glomerellaceae. Gene Ontology annotation, cellular component: extracellular region. The transcript is spliced from 2 exons. Gene Ontology annotation, molecular function: hydrolase activity. The coding region runs from base 1 to 870 and encodes 289 amino acids. The record is from RefSeq and is a predicted model, not a curated record.